Messenger RNA from Vitis riparia (riverbank grape), 1496 nucleotides. Its product is annotated as malonyl-coenzyme A:anthocyanin 3-O-glucoside-6''-O-malonyltransferase-like. NCBI's taxonomy places the organism in Eukaryota, Viridiplantae, Streptophyta, Magnoliopsida, Vitales, Vitaceae. The coding region runs from base 12 to 1376 and encodes 454 amino acids. The transcript has a single exon. The record is from RefSeq and is a predicted model, not a curated record.
AUCUUGGUUGUAUGGCUUCAUUUGAAAUGGUGAACGUGCUUGAGCACUGCAGACUAGCCCCAGCUCCGGGCACAGUCGAUGAGAAGUCACUUCCUCUCACCUUCUUCGACAUACCAUGGCUGCAUUUUCCUCUAAUCCAACACCUUUUUUUCUAUGAAUUCCCUUACCCUAAGUCCCAUUUCAUAGACACCAUUAUUCCACUACUUAAACACUCACUUUCCCUCGCUCUCAAGCACUUUUAUCCCUUUGCUGGAAAGUUGAUAUUUCCUCCAAAUUUUGGUAAGCCUGAAAUUCGUUACGUCAGUGGCGAUGCUGUUUCCCUAGUCUUUGCAGAGUCUAAGAAAGACUUCAAUCAUAUCACUGGAAAUCACCAACGAAACGUUGCUGAAUUUCAUUCUCUUGUAGCCCAAUUACCACCAGUGUCCAUAUUAUCAGACUCACUGGUGGCCCCACUUUUAGCUGUUCAAGUGACACUUUUUCCGAACUCUGGGAUUUGUAUUGGAUUCACUUUUCGCCGUGUAACUGCAGAUGGCAAUGCAUGUACAAGAUUCAUAAGAUCAUGGGCUAGUAUUAAUAAAGUAGGCAGAGAGACCACCAUGGUGGAGAGUGGUACCCUCCCAUUCUAUGAUCGGACCAUGGUCAAGGACCCGAAUGGGUUAGCAUCAGUUUUUUGGGACCAUGUGGGGAAAAUAAAGUUUGAAGGGUCUCAACGUCAGCUCUCCACCAACAAGGUCAUAGCCACAUUUAUUCUGGGCCAAUCCCAUGUCCAGCAGCUCAAAAAAUGGGUCCUGUCUCAAUGCCCAACAUCAUCACAUGUGUCAACUUUCACAGUGACAUGCGCUUAUGUGUGGACCUGUAUGGUAAAAGCCCGAGAAAGAAGUGGUGAGAAGGUGACUGAAGAUGAAUUAGAACACUUUGUUUUUGGGGCAGAUUGCAGAGCUCUCUUGCAGCCCCCAUUGCCUGCAACCUACUUUGGUAACUGCUUGGUAUCAUGCUUUGCAACUACAAAAACAAAGGAACUGAUGGGGGACAACGGCUUCAUAGUCGCAGCCAAAACGAUAGGAGAAGCAAUUCAAGAGAGGCUUCGGAAGAAGGAAGGAGUAUUAAAAGAUGCAGAGAAAUGGAUAUCAGAGUUUGAAACUCGAAAAGAGGAUCGAAUAGUCGGAGUCGCAGGAUCACCAAGGUUUGCAGUCUAUGAUAUAGAUUUCGGGUUGGGGAAGCCUAAGAAAAGUGAGGUGGUGUCGAUAGAUAUGACAGGUUCCAUCUCACUUAAUGAGUGCAAAAAUGACAAAGAAAGUUUUGAGAUUGGCUUGUCUCUUCCCAAGAUCAAGAUGGAUGCCUUCGAGGAUAUCUUUGCUAAUGGGUUCCAAGUUUAGCAAAAUUGGGAAGGAUGCACUUUUGUUUCUUCUUUCUUUUUAUCUGUCCUCACAUUGAUGUUGCAUCAACUAGUCGUUGAUUCAAGUUGGAGUUAAUCUAUAUCUAUAUAUUUACUUUUA